ACAUAAUGCUCUUAUGGCUGCAGCUCUAUACAAAUCUUCUUUUCCAGUCAUAUCUUUUGUUAGACUAGAGGUCACUAUGAUCACAUCUUCCACCAAAGAACUGAGUUCUUUGAUACCUAGAUACACCAAACGUCUUAGCAUAACAUCCUUGGAUUGAAACAAUUUGGUCAUAGCAAAAAACGCUUCUGUGGCCUCCAUUGUCCCUAACUGUUCUCCUUGAUUCAACAGGUACAAUAGUUUUGUAAGAAUGUGCGCGCAUUUUAUUGGAUUAACUGGUGUAUUAUUAAAGGUACGUGCUUCCUGGAGAACAGUUGUCUUCUCCAAAUUUUGGAAAGGAUUCCCUCCACCUAAAAAAAAAGAUUACGUUAAGUAAAACAUAAUAAAAUCGACCAUCUGAAUGUCACUCGGGUAAGAGAUACAGAUGGAAAGAUUUCAGUGAAGGAAUACUACUGUUUCUUCGAACUUUUACGAAAAAGACGUCUCAACCUGUUCGGUAGGAACUGUCACAAGGAUGUGGCUGACCCAUUUAGUUUCGAUUACAACUUAAAAUUGACAUUAAUAAGAGAGCCAAGAAACUGAAAAAUAGGAUAAACGUCAACUUAACUCUUUUAUGUCGGAAUGGUUGGAACCAUUGCGCAUCAUUGUGUAUAUUGUGCAUGAGAUGAGAACACUGUUGUGUCUACGGUGGCGAGAUAUUGCAACUAAAAAGCCAUAAAUAAUUAGACAUUCUACUGCAUUAUUGUAAAAGUAUUGGUUCAAUAUGCGGAAUACAAAAUAUACGAAUAAAGGCGACAAAAAGAAACUUUCUUGGAUUUAUCGAAAGAAAAUAAAGACACAGAAAGCUAGUAGAUCAGUACAGAGCUCAAGUGACAAUGCAAAUGACAAUAAAAAGCCCAGAAUUAUUAUUCGUAAUCUCUCGUUUAAGGCAACAACAGAGGAUAUUAAAACGUUGUAUGAGCCAUUUGGUCAGAUAGAAGAAAUAAAUUUUCCAAAACGUGCUGAUGGUUCACCUGUGGGAUGCUGCUUUGUUCAGUUUAAACAAUUAAAAGAUGCAUCAAAGGCAAUAUUUAACACAAAUAAAAAGGAAUUCCUUGGCAGAGUAAUAAACAGUAGUUGGGCUAUUUCAAAGUCUAAAUACUGUGAAAAGUUAAAAAAGGAUGCUGCAGAAAAUGUAGAUGAAGCAGUGAAUCAAGAUGAGGAAGAUAACCAAAAUAACGAAGUCAAUGUAAGGAAAGAAUUUAAUCUAGGUGAAGAUUUUGAUCUAGGUGAAGAUGAUCAAGAAGCAGAAGAAGAUUAUCAAGAUGAAGAAGGUGAUCAAGAAGCAGAGGAAGUAAAACAGGAAGAAUUGAAGCCAAUAAAGAAAGAAAAAGAUCUUUCUAAAAAAGAGGAAACAGUACAGAUAAGGAACGAACGUAGAAAGUUAGCGAAGGAAAAAAGCAGGAAGAGAAGAGCAAGGAUAGUAAUAAGAAAUUUAUCAUUUGAGGCCACUGAGAAACAUCUGAGAAAAUAUUUUUCUCAGUAUGGAGCAAUAGAAGAUGUAAACAUCUUAAAACGAAAUGAUGGAAAAAACGUUGGCUGUGCAUUCUUGCAAUUUGAGCUUGUGCAAAGUGCAGCGAAAGCUAUACAUUAUGCAAAUCUGCAACCGCUUCUUAAUAGACUCAUGGUGGUUGAUUGGGCAGUUCCUAAAAAUAAAUUUGCCAUAAAUGAUAAUAACAUAGACGAAAAUCAAGGAAAGGUGGAAGUUGAGGAAGGUAAUGGAGAAAAAUUGAAGGUUGAGAAAGAUAGCCACACUAAAGACACACCUGCUGCAGAAACUGCAGAGAAAUCAAAUUCAAGUGAAGAAGUAAGUAGCAAUAGAGAACAUGUAGAGGCUUCAUCAGAAUCAGAUCAAUCUGACAACGAUGAUGAAGAGGUAAACACUGAACUAGAAAAUAAGGACGAAACCAUUGAUGAGGAAUUACCUGAAGAUGACAAAGAAGAUAUAAAAGAAAUAGAGAAAGAAAAUGAUGUGGAAGAACAAAAACGGCCACGUUAUGAGUCGCAUGACGUUUCUGAGGGAAAGACGAUCUUUUUAAAAAACGUGCCAUUCUCUGUGAAGAACGAGCAAUUAAAGGAAUUCAUGCAACAAUUUGGACCCGUUUAUUAUGCUCUCGUGUGCAUAGAUCCACUUACUGAAUACUCAAAGGGCACCGCAUUUGUUAAAUUUAAGAACAUUGAAGAUGCUGAGAAGUGUUUGGCCGCAGGAACGGGUUUGGAAAUAGAUGAUCAGAUAAUGGAAGCGCAAAGAGCGAUAGACAGAAACGAGAUUGAAAGUAAAGCGAAGUCGAAGCAACUGAAAUAUAAAGAUACUCGGAAUCUGUACCUUGUGAAAGAAGGCGUUAUAAUGGCAGGGAGUGCAGCUGCCAGUGGAGUUUCGGCAACAGAUAUGGCGAAACGAUUGCAAAUGGAGCAAUGGAAGUCACAGAUAUUGCGCAAUUUACACAUGUUCGUGUCUAGAAGUAGGCUCAUCAUUCAUAAUCUACCAUCUACAUUAGACGAUGCAAAACUUAGAAAAAUCGCUGAACGUUAUGCACCUACAGGAGCAAUCGUUAGAGAGGCACGGGUCAUGCGAGAUCUCAGAAAUGUCGACAUGAAAGGAGUAGGCAAGUCCAAAGAACAUGGAUUCAUUUCGUUUACAAGACACGAGGAUGCACUCGAAGCAUUGAGAAAUAUAAACAAUAAUCCAAAGAUCUUUAAUCCGAAGAGACGACCGAUAGUAUCCUUUUCGAUAGAAAAUCGAGUUAUGCUGAAUGCUAGACAGAAGAGAACUGAAAAGAGUCGUGAAAACAAUCCUACUUGGCCAGGAAACAAAGCAAAAAGGAAAGGAGAAGAAACGAACGAGGGACCUCUGUUGAAGAAAUCCAAAUUCGGAAAUUCGAGUAAAAUCGAGAAUAAUGAGCCAAGAAAAAAACCAUUUGUAGGAAUGGUUGCUAAGCCUGGUGAAAAUAAAAUGCGAUCGAAGUUCAAAUUAAAAAAUCAAGCUGCAGUACAUCAUCAGUCAGUGAAAAAAGAGAAAAAAUUGAAAAAGUCUUCUCAAAAAUUGAAAGAGAAACGAAGAAAUAGAAGAGAAAAUAAAAACGAAGUAAAAUCAAAACAGAAGAUGAAAGUAAAAGCCGCAGAUAUGAAUUUGGAUAGACUUGUAAAUAAUUAUAAAAAUAAAUUAAAGUCGAUAGAAUUAAAGAAGUCCAAGUGGUACGAAUCAUAAAUAUAUGGUAAAAAACAUUGAAACUGACAUAAUCUUCUUUCAAAUUGUAAAAAUAAUAAUAUAAAGUCAAGGAUGUAAUUAGAAAUAUAUGCCAGUAUCUUACAUCUUAAUUUUUAAUAAUCCCGAAAUGUAUAUGACUUAUUAUACAUUAAAGAUGGAAUUGCAUUAAAACUGAUCACAUUCUGUAAAA
Megalopta genalis is the source of this 3434-nucleotide messenger RNA. Its product is annotated as RNA-binding protein 28. The record is from RefSeq and is a predicted model, not a curated record. NCBI's taxonomy places the organism in Eukaryota, Metazoa, Arthropoda, Insecta, Hymenoptera, Halictidae. Gene Ontology annotation, molecular function: mRNA binding. Gene Ontology annotation, cellular component: nucleolus.